AUGAAGCCUUCCUUCUUCGCAGCACUAUUCUUCAUCAUCUCCAUUUUGUUCCUCCAACAAAUCUCCUUCACAGACGCCCAGAAAGCAGGAGAAAUCGAGAACGUCUGCGCGCAAACCGAAGCCCCCGACCUGUGCAUUUCCAUCCUUAAAUCCGAUCCCCGAAGCAUCAACGGCGGCCUGAAAACGUUGGUCAUAAUCGCCCUCGAAAAGGCGCUGUCGUUGGCGGACGGUCUGAAGGACAGAUGCCCGGAUGCCUACGCCAGGCUGGUUAACCACAUCGGAGAAGCCAUACAGAGAGUUCAGAACGACCAGAUUCCGAUGGCUAUACUUAGCGUACUGGCUGGGCUUAACGAUGUUGCUUCUUGUUAUCACACUUCCCUCCUCACCAUUCUUCGUAUUGCUCUUACUCUUCUCAGACUCCUUAAGUAA
Ipomoea nil (Japanese morning glory) is the source of this 429-nucleotide messenger RNA. Its product is annotated as pectinesterase inhibitor-like. NCBI's taxonomy places the organism in Eukaryota, Viridiplantae, Streptophyta, Magnoliopsida, Solanales, Convolvulaceae. Gene Ontology annotation, molecular function: enzyme inhibitor activity. The transcript has a single exon. The record is from RefSeq and is a predicted model, not a curated record. The coding region runs from base 1 to 429 and encodes 142 amino acids.